UCCGCAGCCCCGGCCUGGGGCUGGGCGCACCGCCCCGAUCCCCGCAUCCCGCGCCCCGGCCCGCGCGUGCGCCCAGGCCGAGGGAGCACCCCCCGCCUCCAGCCUCGAGGGACGAGUUCCCGCCGCGGGGCCCGCGGAACGAGAGCCAGCCGCGCCGGGCGGGCGCCUCCAGGCCACCAGAUGUUCGCCAUGCAGCCAGGGCUAGCCGAGGGGGGCCAGAACCUGGGGGGCCCACCCCCUGGAGUAUGUCCCCCCGAGCUCCAACCGGACAGCAACUCCAACUUCAUGGCAAGCGCCAAGGAUGCCAAUGAGAAUUGGCAUGGGAUGCCAGGCCAAGGGGAGCCCAUCCUGAUGAGGAGCUCCUCCGAGUUGCCCUCUGACAACCAGGCCUUCCGGGCCCCUGGACUCUCCGAGGGGGAGGUCCGCAGCCCACCGGAGGGGGCAGAGAUCCCUGGAGCUGAGCCUGAGAAGAUGGGUGAUACCGGCACAGUUUGCUCCCCUUUGGAAGACAACGGCUAUGCCAGCAGCUCCCUGAGCAUCGACAGCCCUAGCAGCAGCCCUGAGCCUGCUUGUGGGACCCCUCGAGGCCCUGGCCCUUCAGAUCCCCUUCUGCCCUCGGUGGCCCAGGCCGUGCAGCAGCUGCAGGCUCAAGAGCGCUACAAAGAGCAGGAGAAAGAGAAGCACCACGUGCACUUGGUGAUGUACCGUCGCCUGGCCCUGCUCCAGUGGAUCCGGGGCCUGCAGCAUCAGUUGGUUGACCAGCAGGCCCGUCUGCAGGAGAGCUUUGACACCAUCCUAGUCAACCGAAAGGAGCUUAUCCGCUGUCUCCAACAGAGGGCAGCACCAUCUAGGCCCCAGGACCAGGGCUAAGGGUGUACCUCCACAGGGGUGCAAGGGUAUAUGUAUAUAUUUGCACGCAUGUGUGCGGUUGUGCACAAGUAAGUACAUGAUUCUUCGCUGAUAUGAGUGCAGGUAAGCGUGAGUUUAUAUGUGCCAACAUGUAGGCAGGUAUGUGCAAGCAUUUGUGAAGCAGCACUUGUGUAUCAGCUUGUGUGUGCACACGAGCUAACUUAGGUGCACACCUAUACGAGUAUGUAAGAGGGAGCAUACGUAUAUGUGUAACGUGUGGAAGAGUGAGUCAAUUUGUAUAUGCACGUGUGGACAGGUACCCAACAGUGUGUGUAUAUGUGCAUGAGUAAGGAUGUAUGUGCAAAAGAUGUGUGUACAUAUGAGUGAGUGAGCAGGCUUGUAGUGGGCGUAUGUGAGUGAGCCCUUGUGUGUACAGGCCUAUGUGCGGGGGUGCACGUGUGCAGGUGCAGGCAUGGGAAGUGUAUAUUAGGAGCAUGUAUAUUUUCAGGCAGACUCACAAGCAGAUGUGUGUAAAUAGAUAUUCAAUUGCAUGUGCGGGGCAUCCAUCCACACCCUGGGUUACCCAUGACCUACCCUAGCCUUUUUCUCCAUAGAAGAAAGAGGGCUCCCUGGAGAGAGAGGGCUAGCCUGCUGUCCUUUAUCUGAGGGUUGUGACUGAUUCAUUUUCCUGGGAUUUCCCAGGCCACCUCUCCUUCUCCCUUCCCCUCCUCCCAGACCUCACUCUGCUAAGCUGUUGUCCCUGAUGGUGGAUUUGCUGCAGGAAGUUUGGUGGCUGCUCUGAUCUGCUGUGGCUUUUUGGCUGCGUUUUUGCCAGGGCAAUUGGUAGAGAAUUAGUAUCAGGGAGGGGAGCUGGGGGUGGUGAUUGACACCAUGGCAGGGGUGGGGGCAGGGUCAGAGAAGAUGGGGGACUGUCCCUCUUGAACUCUGCCUUUGGGCACCUGGGAGAUGGGGAUGAGGGAGAUGACAAUUGCAGAACCCUGUGAAGAAUAGAAGAAUUCUACAAUAUCAGUUCCCAAACAAACCACGCCUCUCCGCUGCAGACCAAGUCAAAUGGUUGCAAACCGUGCUGACUUAAGCUUCUGAUGAAAUGGAAUGUGCUAAUAUAAUGUUAUAUGGCAAUUGUACCUCAAUAAAAAGUUUUUUU
This is a messenger RNA of Equus quagga, 2014 nucleotides long. RefSeq names its product chromosome 5 C1orf216 homolog (gene C5H1orf216). NCBI's taxonomy places the organism in Eukaryota, Metazoa, Chordata, Mammalia, Perissodactyla, Equidae. Bases 181 to 870 code for a protein of 229 amino acids. The transcript has 2 exons. The record is from RefSeq and is a predicted model, not a curated record.